This is a messenger RNA of Lichtheimia ornata, 1602 nucleotides long. RefSeq lists its product as uncharacterized. NCBI's taxonomy places the organism in Eukaryota, Fungi, Mucoromycota, Mucoromycetes, Mucorales, Lichtheimiaceae. The transcript has 9 exons. The record is from RefSeq and is a predicted model, not a curated record. Gene Ontology annotation, molecular function: monooxygenase activity; iron ion binding; oxidoreductase activity, acting on paired donors, with incorporation or reduction of molecular oxygen. The coding region runs from base 1 to 1602 and encodes 533 amino acids.
AUGGAUAUCAUAUCGGAUGAUGCAUUAUCGACCAUGCACCGCAGUGGUGGCGGUGGCCUACUCUCUGUUGCCAGUGCACUUACCGCCGCUGCAUUGACCGCUUAUGCUUUUUAUCGCAAGUAUUAUCAUCAAGGUGUUCCAGAAGGCCUUGAAAACAUCCCAUCUCCUCAAAAUGCAUAUCCUUACGUUGGCCAUUUGUUAUCUCUGAGUGAGCAGCCCAUGCUACAAUUCAUGCAGUGGCAUCGCGAAUUAGGAUCCAUCUUUCGAUUACAAAUGGGUGUCAAGACAUGGAUUGUGAUCAGUGAUCCCACCAUCGCUCAUGAACUAUUAGUGGGGAAUGGCAACAUCACCUCGGGUCGACCUUUUUCGGUCCUCAAAACAAAACAUCGUAGCAUGAAUGGAAGGGGGUUGAUAUGUUCAAGUCCUAACAAAGCUUGGAGACAAAUGCGUACUGUCACGAAUGCCUUACUUGGAUCGAAAAAGAUGGCGUCCAAAUUUACACAGUCGUUGAACGACCAAGUGGAUCGAUUGGUGAUUGCAUUGAUGAGCGGUAGUGGUGCACAAAAAAACAUGGAUCCCACCAAAGUGCUCGAGCGGGCCUCGUUGCAAUUCAUUCUGACAACAUGCUUUGGCAAGGACGACACCAAUGACGACACGUUGGACGAGGUCAUUCGUGUCAUGGAUCAUGGUCAUGAGAUUGCUUCCUCGGAUGUCACCACCUAUCUACCCGUGCUAUCGCUUGUGCUUGGCAAGACGGAAGAAAUGUACCGACAUUACAUUGAAACUGAACGCGAGCCUCUAUUUCGACGAUUGGUGGAUCAAAGUGGCGAAGAGGGUGUUGUCAGAUCUCUCAAGGAUAUGAAGGAAAUGGGCCAAAUGGAUGAUCAAGACAUCUUGGCAGCAGCAGGUGAUCUUGUUGAAGGAGGAACCGAAUCAUUGGCUACAGCGUUGCUAUGGGCUUUUGUCAUUCUUUCUACACAAAAAGAUGCCCAAUACCAAAUCGUGGAGGAAAUCGCGUCCUUUGCUUCGGAGCAUCAACGAUUACCCACCUUUGCUGAUCGCGAUGCCUUGCCUUUCCUUGUCUCGGUUCAAAAAGAAUGCAUGCGUUUUAGACCUAUUACCCCCUUUGGAGAAUUCCAUGAGACUGAACAAGAUGUCGAAUGGAGAGGACAUGUGCUUCCCAAGGGUACUACCAUUGUUACGAGCUUGUACCUCAUGCAUGCUGAUCCAGAGGUGUACGAACAACCAGAAGAAUUUAUCCCCGAUCGCUUUGUUGACAAUACAAGCACGAUGGCGUCUCUAGCCAAUGCCAAGGUUGGCCAACGUGAUCACUUUAAUUUCGGUUGGGGAAGACGAGUAUGUCCCGGUGCACAAUUAGCGGAGGAGCAAAUGUUCACUGUAUUUGUGCGUUUAUUCACCAAUUGCACCAUUGAGCCUGCCUUGGAUGAAGAGGGCCAACCAAUCGAAAUUGACCUUGAUAAUAUCACAUCGAACGGAAGGGUGACAACACCAGCAGGCAACAUCAUGCUUCGAUUCGUUCGACAUGAAGAUAGCAUGGAGGAUGAAGAAGAAGAAGAAGACGAUGAUGAUGAUGACUUGUGA